This is a messenger RNA of Oldenlandia corymbosa var. corymbosa, 5061 nucleotides long. Lineage: Eukaryota; Viridiplantae; Streptophyta; Magnoliopsida; Gentianales; Rubiaceae. The record is from the annotation of a GenBank genome assembly.
GAGCCCUCGGGCAGGCAAGCAUCUAGUGUCAUGUCAAGACUCAAACUGAGACAAACAAAGCCGAUAGACUUCUCUUACUCCGACUAAAGACGCGAAUUUUCCUUCAUUUCUGUUUCAAUACCUAUGGACUAUAUUUCCGAUUUUCAAUACUCUACUCCAUAUUCACUGUAAAGCCAUGUUCUCCGUGGCUGGGAGUUGUAGUUCUUAACAAAUGCUACGUUUGAUAGCAACUCAUAAGGUUCGUUAUAAUUCCAUUCUCUGAUUCUCUUUCCCCCCUUUUGUAUUCAAUUAUAAGGGGUUAGUUUAAAAUCGCCAAAUAAAUAAUGCAGAGGGUCACUUCGAAGAAGUGCUUAGCUCUCUGCAGGAAUUGCCCUUUGCCCUAUUUCUCAAUUCAUGAGCCAUCGAAAAAGAUUCAUCUUUAUUCCACAUUUUCCGAUCUGGGUUCGCCCCGGAGCUCUGUAAAGUCCCAUUCUUUGAGUGAAACAAGAAGAGGGCAUGAUCUAAUCCGCCUUAAUAUUGAACCGGAAAGCUUCAGGGAUUGUAAGGGGCGUGAUGAAUUUUCCGCUGAUGUUGAAAAGGUAUAUAGAAUAUUAAGGAAAUUUCAUUCUAGAGUUCCAAAGUUGGAACUUGCUUUGAAAGAAUCAGGUGUUGAGGUGAGGUCAGGCUUGACCGAAAGAGUGUUGAAUCGCUGUGGCGAUGCUGGAAAUUUAGGGUAUCGAUUUUUUGUGUGGGCUUCCAAACAGCCCGGUUAUAGACAUAGUUAUGAUGUGUAUAAGGCAAUGGUCAAGAGUUUAGGUAAAAUGAGACAAUUUGGAACUGUUUGGGCUCUAAUUGAGGAGAUGAGGAAUGAGAAUCCUCAGAUGUUAACGGCCGAGGUUUUCAUUGUUUUGAUGAGGAGAUUUGCUUCAGUAAAAAUGGUGAAGAAAGCCAUUGAAGUGUUGGAUGAGAUGCCAAAGUAUGGGUGUGAACCCGAUGAGUAUGUUUUUGGUUGUUUGUUGGAUGCUUUGUGCAAGAAUGGGAGUGUCAAAGAAGCCGCGUUGCUUUUUGAGGAUAUGAAGCUGAGGUUUACGCCUACCAUAAAGCAUUUUACUUCACUUUUGUAUGGUUGGUGCAAGGAAGGGAAACUAAUGGAGGCAAAAUUUGUGUUGGUGAAAAUGAAGGAAGCUGGUAUUGAGCCUGACAUUGUGGUUUACAACAAUUUGCUCCAUGGGUAUGCUGUUGCUGAAAAAAUGAUAGAUGCAUUCGAUCUUUUGGACGAGAUGAAAAUGAAGGGUUGUGGACCUAAUGCGACAUCGUUCACCAUUGUGAUUCAGGCCCUUUGUGGCAGGGAAAAAUUGGACGAAGCAUUGCAGGUCUUCUGGGAUAUGGAGAGGACGGGUUGUGAGGCUGAUGUUGUGACAUAUACUACCUUGAUUAGUGGAUUUUGCAAAUGGGGCAAGAUCGAUAAGGGUUAUGAUCUCUUGGAUCAUAUGAUACAGAAAGGUCACAUCCCUGCUCAGGCUACUUACUUGCCCAUUAUGCUAGCCCAUGAAAAGAAGGAAGAACUGGAGGAGUGUGUGGAACUUGUGGAGGAGAUGCAAAAGAUUGGAUUGGUUCCUGAUCUCAGUAUUUAUAAUACAUUAAUUAGACUGGCGUUGAAGUUGGGGGAGACUAAGGAGUGUAAUAAAUUCUGGAACAAGAUUGAAGCAAGUGGCGUUAGCCCUGGUGUUGACACUUUUGUCAUUAUGAUAAAUGGCUUGGUUGAGUUGGGAUUUUUAGAUGAAGCUUGUGAUUACUUCAAAGAUAUGAUCUUGAGAGGUCUGUUGUCUGCUCCUCAAUAUGGUACUCUGAAGGAUCUUUUAAAUGCUGUACUCAGAGCAGAUAAACUCGAAUUAGGUAAAGAUGUGUGGGGUUGCAUUAUGUCUAAAGGAUGCGAGCUUAAUGUAUACGCAUGGACAAUUUGGAUUCAUGCACUCUUCUCGAGAGGGCAUGUAAAGGAAGCAUGCUCAUACUGUUUGGAUAUGUUGGAUGCUGGUGUAAUGCCACAGCCUGACACCUUUGCAAAGCUGAUGCGCGGCUUAAAGAAAUUGUAUAAUAGACACCUUGCUGUAGAAAUCACGGAGAAGGUUCGGCAAAUGGCUGCUGAAAGGCAGGUGACUUUCAAGAUGUAUAAGCGCCGUGGUGAGAGGGACUUGAAGGAGAAGGCUAAGGCGAAAAUUGAUGGAAGGAAAAGAAGAGCCCGUCGGCGUCGAUGGGGCAAGACACGCAAAGAAGCAGGAAUAUAGAGAUACAUGUGAUUUCACUCUGUAAAAUCCAAUUUGAGCACCAUGGCGGAUUCUUGGUAGAAUGUUGAGUCCUUCGGUGGAUGAGAUCUCUGAGCUUAGUGGUGGAAGAUGUAGAAUGCUUUGGAGAAGGAAUAAAGGUCCUGCAGCUUUGGUCAGUUUAAUGUCUCAUGGUGAACACAUGAAUGGAAAAAAUUUUAGAGGACGCGGCUAUUGUAGAAGGUUGUCAUGACUUCUUUGUUUGAAGCUGCAAACCAUAGGUAUCAUGUCUUUUGAGCUUUCCUAUAUUCGUACUCACUUGUUUUUCGGUUGUUCCUGUGAGUCCUGUAAACUGCUUCUAUUUUCGAUAGUCUCCUAUGACUUGUCAUGGUUUUAUAGCUGUAAGAAAGGCAGCAAACUUCAUUACUGAAGUGGUCAUCUCCAAUUCCUGAUUAUUUUUUGAGAUAUUUUUUGAUAGUAUUACUGUUACCUUUUAAGUUUGCUGUUCGUCAUACUAUGAUCCUUCCUUUAACAGUUUUUCACAUCAAACUUAAGGGCACUCCCCCGGGGAGGGGGUGUUUGAAUGAAGAUUUGAACAGUAAUCAAAUCUGAUAUUUGAGUCUGCAUUUUGCUGUAAAGUUGCACAUUCACAGGAGAGAGCUAGCAUGUUAUCUAGUAAAGGAGAACAUGUAUUUAUGAAACGAAAACAAAUAUUACACGAGAUUGCUUUAAAUAACCAUGGCUUUGCUAUGUUUAUUGCUUUUAGAUACUACUAUUUCCUUUAUUUUGGCUUACAGAAAUGGUACUUCUUUGUUCCUUCCUGGCUUUUAUUUGAUGAGAUAUUAAAUUGUCUGCUAAUGUCUUGGUCUUGAGCUUGUGGAUGUUCUCCACAAGCAGGCGUUUGUUCUUGAAUUCAUUUCCUUUGACCUUCAAGUACAUAUCAUGAUACGUAUGCCGAUCAAUUUUGUUGCAAUCCCGGUAUCUUUGUAAAAGAUGCCGUAAUGUCCUUGUCCUUCUCAUCCAUAGUACUUUUGUAGGUAGCCGUGCUUCCCUUGUUCCCUUCCUCUUUCCAUAACCUGAAUGCCUACCCUUCCUUUUUGCCUCCAUGACAUCUCUAGCUCUUGAUCUUGAAUGGAUUACUCCGGGUCUUUUUAUUAUCAAUCCAUCUUUUACGAGCAUUCUUAUAAACAUUCCUGCAGAAAAGAGAAACCUGUUAAUGCAACAUGAUUUAUCAAGAAAUUCAUAGUACAGAAAGCACUCUUUUCACUUCAAUAUGGGCUGUCAUCUUCAAAAACUUGUAAAAGGUAUCACAAUCUUUGGUUGUUCCUUCUCGCGUUUCUUUCUCCUCUCCCUUUUUGGUGCAUCAUGUUUGAUUUGAUCUUCUUCAACCAUAAUUGCAUAUUCAGUCACUGUAACAUUAUUCUGCACUAGAUCUGGAAUCUGAAAUGUUUUCUCUAGUGUACUAAUGUCUUUGGCCAGCUGAGACAUUUGGGUUUGUCUGCUGAAACUAGCAUUUGUGCUAGUUUGACAAGACUUUGAUUGCUUUUCUAAACUUUUUACCAGUUCUUCCAACGAUAUCUCUGGCUCUAGUGGUGGAGCUAAAAGCAUUCAAGUUGAAACACAGCAAAAUACGAGAAUUGCAAAAUCAAAGCAAAGCAUAGCACAAAUCCUGCCACAAAAAAAAAAAUAUUCCGUGCCAAUACCAACGAUAAAUGCUUUUGCAAACUUCAAAGCUAGAUGCCACGGUUAACGUUGGUCGAUUAAAUGUAAGGCAUUAGUCAUUAUAUGGUAAAGCUCUUGUGCAGUUGAAACUUGAAUAAUGGACUAAAUAUUUGAAAGAGAUACACAUUUCUUAGAAGGCCUCAGGGAAUGAUUUUCAUCUAAUUUAAUAAAAAACUCAGACGAUGUAGGCAAAUACUUCAAAACACAUCAUCGGCCUUCUCAGCAAGAGCAGUGCUGCAAGAAAUGGUGAACCAACAAUAUGAUAAAUAUAUAACUGUUGGAACAAAGUUUUGUUUUCAUAAAGACUUGAAUGCAUGUCAAAGGAAGUAUAAAAUUUUAUUUUGCAUACUCGAGUUUGCCAUGGAAAUAUCGUCGGUCUCGCCGGGGUCAAGCCAGACUUUUCCUUUUCCACAUUUCAGGAUGCUGGCCGCUAGCCUCUUCUGCAGCCUCAGUGACACCAUGGUUGUCUCCUGCUAUUAUCUCCUCAAGUUUUUCCGACCUCACAAAAUUUGAACCUUAGCCGCUUCUUCUGAUCUUUCAAAGCUUUCAACUUUAGCUUCGCCUGUUAGAAUGGUUUGUAAAUCACUUUUGUUCCCCUUAUAUAGAUGUCCAAGCCUGUCAAUGUCAUUACUCAGGCAUUGGAUUUUUGUUUUCUUGGAAGCCAAGUAUGUCUUAUCUUUGUGCUGGUUUGACUCUGUGUUAUUUCAAGACUCGAAGUGUGAAACUUUUUUAGCUGUUCUUUUCCUUGGCAGCCAAGUUCUGGAAAUGAUUGGGGCCAUUCAUGCUCAUAGCGAGUCUUCAAAACUGGAGGCGCUGUCCUAUCUUUGCAAAUGGAAUGGCUUUUGCAAUCAACUGGAGGCCUGUUUCUGUAGAACUUUGGGCCUUUUGGCAUCUACAAGGAUUGGUGGACAAUUGUAACCACUGAAGAAGAUACAAAGGUCUGGCCCGUCUGGGUAAAUCUAUUGUGUGUCUCUCCUUGGAGUAUGGGAAUGACAAGAAGUUACACAUUUUUUUAGUGUGUGUGUGUGUGUGUUUUUUUUAAUUGAGAAUGUAAAGUAGGUGUGAUGGUGUAUUGAGGAGAUUAGAAUGUACAAAACAG